AUGCCCUCUUCCUUAGAUCGUCUUGACAUCGCCGUGUGCGCGGCUGUGUUGGUUGCAAUCACCAUCAUUUAUCUGAACCAGCGGAGAAAUAGGUACCCUUAUCCCCCAGGUCCUAAAGGGCUUCCAAUCUUGGGGAACAUUCUCGAUAUCCCAGAGCAACGCCAAUGGAUAACUUACGCCAGAUGGGGGCGCGAAUCAGGCUCUCCAAUCAUCCGAUUGAACGUGCUGGGCACAACCAUCAUCGUUAUCAACGAUUUGAAAACGGCUGUAGACCUUUUUGAAAAACGGGGCGAUCUUUACUCGAACAGACCACGUAUGCCAAUGGUGAAUGAAGCGCUCGGCUUCGAUUGGGAUAUCGGUUUCACUGAGGACAUGGAACGCUGGAAGAUCUGCCGUCGGGAGUUCACCAUUCGAUUCCGUCAGAUCGCCUCUCGAAACUACAGAGAUCACGAGCUCGCUGUGACGCACGAACUCCUAAAUAAACUUUUGCUUUCUCCUAAUGACUUUAUGCGACACAUCCGCUACAUGGCUGGAAAACUUGUCCUGGAUAUUGCAUACGGGAUCAAGGCCAAGCCGGAAAACGACGAGUAUAUCGAGAUCGCUGAAAAGGGCCUAGAAGGUCUUGAGAAGUCUGGUGAUAAGAAUAUUAUCGACAUCCUUCCCUGGGUUCAGCACCUUCCUGGAUGGCUACCAGGAAUGGGGUGGAAGAGGCAGGUCGAUGAAUGCAGAAGAUGGUCAUUUGCCAUGCGUGACACUCCAUUCGAGUAUGUCAAGACACAAUUGGUCAAAGGACUUGCAAAACCGUCACUCACAACCGACCUGCUCGAAACCUUAGAAGGGAGGUUUCCCAAUCUGAAGACGAAGGAGUCCUACAUCAAGACCAUUGCUGGGACGGUAUACUCCGCUGGUUCAGACACCACGAUAUCUAUUCUCAACGCCCUAAUCCUUACAAUGGUCAUGUUCCCAGAUAUCCAGCAGCGUGCUCACGCAGAAAUCGACCUCGUCAUUGGUCCUGAUCGUCUCCCGGAGUUCUCAGAUGAAGGCGAAUUGCCAUACAUCACUGCCAUCAUCAAAGAACUUCUCCGCUGGAAUGUGAUCCAACCAUUUGCUCUUCCUCAUUCGACCGCAUCCGACGACAUAUACAAGGGAUACUACAUCCCGAAGGGUGCUACGGUCCUUGGAAACGCUUGGGCUAUCCUGAACGACCCUGUAGCUUACCCUGAACCGGAAGUAUUCAAUCCGGACAGAUUUUUGAUGUUGAACGGAAAGCUCGACCCAAACGUGCAAGAACCGGGAGUUGCAUUUGGCUUCGGCCGAAGGAUUUGUCCCGGUCGAUUUAUGGCCAUGGACUCGAUGUGGAUCACCACCGCGUGUAUUUUGGCUGCCUUCAAGAUUGGAAGAGCUGUGGGCCCGGACGGGAAGGAAAUCAUACCUUCUGGUGAAUUUCAGCCAGGGUUGGUCGUCCACCCAUUACCGUUCAAAUGCGACAUCAAGCCUCGCUCAGAGCAGGCCCUCACACUGAUUAGGGCAUCACAAGAGCGAUGGGCUUGA
Heterobasidion irregulare TC 32-1 is the source of this 1551-nucleotide messenger RNA. RefSeq names its product cytochrome P450 monooxygenase 14 (gene cyp14). Bases 1 to 1551 code for a protein of 516 amino acids. The record is from RefSeq and is a predicted model, not a curated record. Lineage: Eukaryota; Fungi; Basidiomycota; Agaricomycetes; Russulales; Bondarzewiaceae. The transcript has 13 exons. Gene Ontology annotation, molecular function: iron ion binding; oxidoreductase activity, acting on paired donors, with incorporation or reduction of molecular oxygen; heme binding.